This is a messenger RNA of Stegodyphus dumicola, 2716 nucleotides long. RefSeq names its product histone deacetylase 3 (gene HDAC3). Lineage: Eukaryota; Metazoa; Arthropoda; Arachnida; Araneae; Eresidae. Gene Ontology annotation, biological process: epigenetic regulation of gene expression. Gene Ontology annotation, molecular function: histone deacetylase activity. The record is from RefSeq and is a predicted model, not a curated record.
CAGUGAUCUUCGCCUGUCUGUGUUUGUCGUGUAUUAUUAUUGAAUUGGCAACGCUAUAUGUGGAAUUUUGAUUUGUUUUCAAUUCGUUAAUCAACAUGUUAAGAAUUAGUGUAAUACAGGAGCUGUUUCUACAUUUCCAAAUUUUGUAUGAAACUGGAACUAAUUAAUAUUUGCAUAUUCGAUUCAUAAAAUAUGAGUUCUCGAAAAAGUGUUGUAUAUUUUUGGGACCCUGAUGUUGGAAACUUUCAUUACGGUCCCGGGCAUCCUAUGAAACCUCACAGAUUGUCAGUUACUCAUAGUUUAGUAUUACAUUAUGGCCUGUACAAAAAAAUGCAGGUUUACCGCCCAUAUAGGGCUUCUGCUCAUGACAUGAGUCGUUUUCAUUCAGAUGAAUACAUUGACUUUCUGCAGCGAGUGACACCACACAACAUACAGACAUUCAAUAAAAGCUUGAGUCACUUCAAUGUUGGAGAUGAUUGUCCUGUGUUUGAUGGACUGUUUGAUUUUUGUUCGAUGUAUACUGGUGCUUCCUUAGAAGGUGCAGUUCGUUUAAACAACCAGUGUUGUGAUAUUGCUAUUAAUUGGUCAGGCGGACUGCAUCAUGCAAAAAAAUUUGAAGCUUCAGGUUUCUGCUAUGUUAAUGAUAUUGUGAUUGCCAUUUUAGAGCUUCUGAAAUUCCAUCCCCGCGUUUUAUAUAUAGACAUAGACAUUCAUCAUGGUGAUGGAGUUCAAGAGGCAUUCUACCUUACUGAUCGUGUUAUGACCGUUUCAUUCCAUAAAUAUGGAAAUUAUUUUUUCCCGGGAACAGGUGACAUGUAUGAAAUAGGUGCUGAAAGUGGAAGAUAUUAUUCAGUAAAUGUACCUCUAAAAGAGGGCAUUGAUGAUAAUAGUUAUUUUCAAACUUUCAAACCUGUCAUUCAAGCUGUUAUGGAAUUUUAUCAGCCCACUUGUAUCGUUUUGCAGUGUGGUGCUGAUUCACUGGCUGGAGACCGAUUAGGUUGCUUUGCUCUGAGCACAAAGGGACAUGGGGAGUGUGUUAAAUUUGUGAAGGAAUUGAAUGUCCCUCUUCUUGUCCUUGGCGGUGGAGGAUAUACUGUUCGAAAUGUAUCAAGGUGUUGGACAUAUGAAACAUCUCUUUUAGUAGAGGAAAAUAUAGGCAGUGAUAUUCCUUAUAAUGAAUACUUUGAAUAUUUUGCACCUGAUUUCACAUUACAUCCUGACAUAGCAACUAAACAAGAUAAUGCCAAUAGCAAGCAGUAUUUGGAUACCAUUGUGAAAGCAGUGACAGAUAAUCUGAAAUUUCUUACUCAUGCACCUAGUGUACAAAUGCAAGAUGUUCCCACUGAUUUCCUUCGUCUGCAGAUGGAAGAAGAGAAAGAACAAGAUCCCGAUGUUAGAAUGACAACGCAAGAAGUAGAAGCAAAGGUUGAGCCACCUAAUGAAUUUUAUGACGGGGAAAAGGACCAAGAUGGAGAGAGUGAGCAAAUGGAAACGUAGUCUUCUGUUUGCAUAAAAAUGUGUGGUGAAAUUAGUGACCGUCCAGUAUGUAGAAAAUUGGAACAUUGAGUAUUUUCCUUUGCCAGACUGUGAUAAUUUAUAAGUAAUCAUUGAAAAACUCACAUUUGCAGUAGCAUUUUAAAACUUCAUUUUAUUUGUAUUAACGUAAGCUGAUAUUUUAUACUAAGAAAACGGAUUUGUAUGUGUAUGUGUGUACAAGAUUCAGAUUUUGCUACUGAAUCACUAAAAUUUUAUUAAGAUUUUUGAAAGAGCUGAGAAAGUUUUGUGUUAUACAAACUAGUGCUAUAAACAUGAACGAAAAGGUAAAUUUAAACUAAAAUGCAACAAAAUUUUGAUUUCUUACAAAUUCUUCUAAAGUUUAAAUUAUUUUUUAAUCCAUAACUAUUAAUUCCACUGCAAAAUUUCUCUACAUAUAUAUGUAUUAUAUUUAUUGAAGCCUUUGAAAUUAUUGAGAAACUUACUUUGAUUAAAGAAAUUGUUCCCCAGAAAAAAACUGAGUGAAAUCAAAUUGUGGAAAAAACUUUAGACUGCUGUUCUCUGUCUGAAGUAUAUGCUUCCAUUUAACAUCAGAUUUAUUAAAAACAUGGUUUUAACAUUGCCAGAUAAUCUUUAGAAUAAUGAUCUGAUUAUAAAAAAAAAAACAGCAGUUGCCAUGCACUGUCCAUUUUUAUUUGGAUUGUGGAUUUUAAAAGUGGUGGUCAAGAAUGGGCAUAAGUUGGUAAGAUAUUAAAAUUUUCCCUCCGCCAUUUUAUCUGCAUGUAAAUAAGAUUCUUCUGUGAAAUGCCAUGAAUUUGACUGAAACUUCCCAUGUAAUAUCAAUGUUAAGAAAAUGCCCAGCAUUUGUUAAUUACAAAAUAACCUGUAAAAUAAAAAUAGAAGGGAAAAAGUUUUAUACUAGAUUUAGAUUUUAUCAAAUUUAAAUCAUUUAUUUUAUUUUAUAUAGCAUAGUGAAAUUCUAAAUUAAUAUUUCUGAAGUUUAUGUACUAGAUUGUGAAUUAAAAAAACAUUUCAUAUCUAAAAGUUGUAGUUUUUUUAUUAUGUGUAUAUAUAUAUAUAUUAAUAAGCUGGAUUAUCAUUGGUUCCCUAAAUAUUUAUUCUUGUAUAAUUUUAUUACCAUAUAUAUGUAUAUAUGUAAAUGUAUGUGCUUAAAAUAUCUUGGUACUGUCAUUAAAUAUUACUUUGAUACUGAUUUAACAAA